AUGCUCCCUCUUUACGCGGCUUUCGUUGUGGCAGUGUCCGCCCUGCCUCUCUUUGAACCUCGGUCCGAACAUGGCUUGAUGAACAGGAGAGAUGUCGAUGUGGAUGUCGAUGCCCAGGUUGAUGUUCAUCGUCGGAAUAUCGACGCUGACGUUGACGCCGUUGUUGUCGUUGAUCGACGGGAUAUCGAUGCGGAUGUUGAUGCCGUGGUUAUCGUUGAUCGUCGGGAUGUCGAUGUUGAUGUCGAUGCCGAUGUCGAUGUUGAUCUGAAUCAUCGGGAUGUUGAUGUCGUUGCGGAUGUGGAUGCUCAGGUCGAUGUUCUUCGAAGGGAUGUCGAUCUUGACGUCAGUGCCGACGUCGAUAUUGACCGCCGGGAUGUCGAUGCGGAUGUCGAUGCUGUUGUUGUCGUUGAUCGUCGGGACGUCGAUGUUGAUGCUGACGUUCAGGUUGAUGUUGGCCGCCGAGAUGUUGAUGCCGAUGUUGAUGCUGUUGUUGUCGUUGACCGUCGGGACGUCGAUGUUGAUGUGGAUGCUCAGGUUGAUGUUCAUCGUCGGGAUAUUGAUGCGGAUGUCGAUGCCGUGGUUGUCGUUGAUCGUCGGGACAUCGAUGCUGAUAUCGACGUGGACGUUGAUGCCGACGUCGAUAUCCAUCACCGGGAUGUCGAUGUCGAUGCUGAUGUCGCAGUGGACAUGCAUUAA
This is a messenger RNA of Pochonia chlamydosporia 170, 696 nucleotides long. RefSeq lists its product as hypothetical. The coding region runs from base 1 to 696 and encodes 231 amino acids. The record is from RefSeq and is a predicted model, not a curated record. The transcript has 2 exons. NCBI's taxonomy places the organism in Eukaryota, Fungi, Ascomycota, Sordariomycetes, Hypocreales, Clavicipitaceae.